CGUAGGCAGGACGUCAGGACAUAGGCUACGGACAAGAUACAGAGACGGUGCUCGGCGUGGGAGGAGAGCCGUUGCCGACAUUGUAGAAAGCGGCAGAGAUCAAGAUCUGUCUCUCUUCCGGGCCCACCUCGCAGUGUCCGUUGGGCAGAUACGACUCCCAUUUCCCCUCCUCCCUUUGCUAGGGCUGCGCCGUCUUCUAUAUAAGUCAACCGACCGUCUUCCACCUGGUUAUCAUCCUCUUCCGGCCCAUUACAUUACACAAAAGCAGAGGAGAGUUGCAGAGGUCGGAGCUGAGGCCUUGUGGACUGCUGUUGCCAAGAGUCAAGACUCCGACGAGAACAAGGAAAUGGCACGGAGCCCAGCUCAGGUCGCUCUCCCCUUCAUCGCUUUGCUCCUUCUGCUUCCAGCCGCGUGGUCGGCGACCUUCACCAUGACCAACAACUGCGGCCACACGGUGUGGCCGGGCCUGCUCUCCGGCGCCGGCACGGCCCCGCUGUCAACGACCGGGUUCGCGCUGGCCCAGGGCGCGUCGGCGACGGUGGACGCGCCGACGGGCUGGUCGGGCCGCAUGUGGGCGCGCACGCUCUGCUCCGAGGACGCCACCGGCAAGUUCACCUGCGGCACGGGCGACUGCGGGUCCGGCGCCCUCCAGUGCAACGGCGGCGGGGCCGCGCCGCCGGCGUCCCUGGCGGAGUUCACGCUCGACGGCUCCGGCGGCAUGGACUUCUUCGACGUCAGCCUCGUCGACGGCUACAACCUGCCCAUGCUGGUCACCCCGCUUGGCACCGCCGCCUCUACCGCCAGCUCCGCGGGCGGGCCCAAGUGCGUGGCCACGGGCUGCCUGGUGGACCUGAACGACGCGUGCCCGGCCGACCUGAAGGUGGCGUCCUCGGCGAGCCCCGCCGGCGCCAGCGGCGCCGCUGGCGUCGGCCCGACCAUGGCGUGCAGGAGCGCGUGCGAGGCGUUCGGGUCGCCGCAGUACUGCUGCAGCGGCGCCUUCGGGAGCCCCAGCACGUGCCGGCCGUCGACGUACUCGCAGUUCUUCAAGAGCGCGUGCCCGCGCGCAUACAGCUACGCCUACGACGACUCCACCUCCACCUUCACCUGCGCCGCCGGCACCAACUACGCCAUCACCUUCUGCCCCACCGCCGCCACCAGUGGCAAGUUCACCGACCCGCAGGCUGCUGUUCCGCUGACGAACAACACGAUGGUCUACAACGGCGGCGAGCAACUCUCCUCGGCAAACGGCGGCGAGCGAUUCCCAACGAACGGCGGCACCUCCAUCGCCGCCCGUGCGUCACAACUCCUCCUCGCGGUGGCCGUUGCCGUCUUGCUGCUGUAA
Messenger RNA from Lolium rigidum, 1342 nucleotides. RefSeq names its product thaumatin-like protein 1b. Lineage: Eukaryota; Viridiplantae; Streptophyta; Magnoliopsida; Poales; Poaceae. The coding region runs from base 347 to 1342 and encodes 331 amino acids. Gene Ontology annotation, cellular component: extracellular region. The record is from RefSeq and is a predicted model, not a curated record. Gene Ontology annotation, biological process: defense response. The transcript is spliced from 3 exons.